CUUUCCUUCAGAGAUUCUCUUGUUAUUUGCUCAAAGACAUUAGCAGUAACGGAUUCAAUUAUGUAGGCUUACGUGACAGAUGCAUUUCCUCAUGAAGUGUUUUUUAUUUGAAUCUUCACAAUCUUUGCAACCCAAUCUGCUGGUUGUUGACCUGGACAAAUUCGUUGUGCCAUAGCCAGUGCAAUCGAUUUGGGUUAAACACUUGCUUCAAGGUUGCCAUUUACAAAAGCGAGUGUUUCCAAAGAAUUACAGCCGACCCACACAGUGCAUUCCUUGAAUAUACCAAACGAAUCCAGUGUGGAAACUCAAACACCACUACAGGGAGAACCAAGGAUAUCUACAUGCAUGAGCAAUGGUGGAUUGGUCACCUAGGAUUACAUUGAUGGGAAGCUGCCUCACUUUGAAAUGCCCCCCAAGAAUGUCAAAUAAUGAAGCUGGCCAGGAGGUUGCAGAUGCACCAAGCUCAUCUGAGAUGCAUGAAUCAGAUUCAUCUGAUAUCGAAAACCCUCCAAGCAGUGAAGAUGAAGAAAGCCCACCCAAUUUAGAGCAUGUAUUGAAUUAUUUGAAUUCAUUUGACAUGGCUAAUGGAUUAUGUUCUGGGAAGGUCCCUGUGAAGAAAAAGCGUGAAAAUGCAUCUCAUAAACAGCACAGGAAGCCUCAGAGGAAAAAAUACCGGUCAUGGAGGGUCGGGGGUGAGGAUGGUGAUGGAAUGCCAGUAGUGAGAGCAUUUCAGAAGCCAGCGAAUACGGUCCUCUCAAAGUUGGACAGGUCCUCUUGUAGCUCAUUGUGCGUGUCACUUUUUACUUAUUGAUCACUAGUAUGGUUGCCUCUUACCUAUAGUUUUUAAGUUUAUGUUUCUUAGUGAAUAUGCAAUCAUUUUAUUUGUUUUCUUCUUGUUGCCAAAUUAUUGAAUGAUGUGAACUUGAUAAUGAUUAGGAGUUUUGUAUUGUAAUAUCAUCAUAUUGUUGUCUGACUACAGAGAAUCUGAAACCUCUGUACAUAUCAUAGAGAUAAUGCAUGUGCCUUCCAUAUCAGAAAUCAUUGAAAUGGACCUUAUCUGAAUAUUAGUAGAGAAUAUGAAAUUAGUUUGCCUUGUGUAAAUUAUUGCCAUUGUUGCAAGUGAAUGAUUUGUAACAUGGACAACAUUUUUUUUCACUGGGGUGUAGAAUGCAUUGGAUCUACUGCUACCGAUUGUUUUAGUAUAGUUGGAAAUCAAAGAUUUUUAUUUUAUUUUAUUUUUUUCCGGAUGAUGGUAAAAGCUUUAUGUUUUGGCCAGUACUUGCGCUUGCGUAUUUGUUAAUUCACACACACACACACACACACACACAGAGACUGCUUCCAGAUCAAUAAAAAAGCUAAUGGACUUUGUUUUAAACUUGUCAUUAAUCAAUAUAGACUGCUACCAGAUCCUCCUUUUUGCUGGUGGUUGAUGGUUGUUGCUUGUUGGUCUGCUGCAACUGCUGGUUUGUUACUGCUGGUUUGCUGUUGCUGCCGCCCUCGUGACUAAUGCUUGCUGGGCUGUUGUUGCUGCAAUGUUGCUAUGAGGUGGCUGCUACUAGAUGUUUGUCUGUUGGAUAAGUUUGUGGGUGAUUUUCAUGUCAUUUUGCCUUUGUUAGUUUCAUGUUUUCAUUUUAUUAUCUGUUGUUUCUAAUGUGGGUUCACAAUUUGGAUGUAUUUGGAUAUUUUAGUGCCUUUACCCUUUUGGGUUUUAUACAUUGCUUCUAAAAGCAGUAUUAGUAGUGUUUUUUUCGCUUGCACAUCAACUUUAGGUGAUUUCAUAUCAAUGUUAUUAGUUUGUAAUAGUGGUGCCUGAGGGAUGCCUCUUGUAAAUCUGUAAAUCUUAUAAAAAUAUAUAAAUUAUUUUCAA
This is a messenger RNA of Camellia sinensis, 1867 nucleotides long. The record is from RefSeq and is a predicted model, not a curated record. Lineage: Eukaryota; Viridiplantae; Streptophyta; Magnoliopsida; Ericales; Theaceae.